This is a messenger RNA of Anisakis simplex (herring worm), 267 nucleotides long. Lineage: Eukaryota; Metazoa; Nematoda; Chromadorea; Rhabditida; Anisakidae. The record is from the annotation of a GenBank genome assembly.
AUGGCGACUACAUCGCUGCAAAUGCCCCAUCACGCUGUACUAAAUCCGUUCCAAACACCAAACAGCCGUCAAAUCCCUAUGAUGCCAAUACCCACUCAUAUACCUCCUCCACCCAUGCCUGCCGGUAUGCUACAAUGGCUGAUCACCCGAGGUCCACUCAGUCGUACUUCGCCCACAACAAUUUCCUCUACUUCUGGACGAUCCAGUGUUUCGUCCGCAAAUGGCAUGCUUAAUAUUGAUUUGGUAAUUCGUUUUUCGUUCAUUUAG